This is a messenger RNA of Fraxinus pennsylvanica, 846 nucleotides long. NCBI's taxonomy places the organism in Eukaryota, Viridiplantae, Streptophyta, Magnoliopsida, Lamiales, Oleaceae. The record is from the annotation of a GenBank genome assembly.
AUGCCAGUAAGACUGUUCAAAAACAACACAAAUACAGGAGUGAGUUAUCCAUCAAACUCCAUGCACAUAGAAGCAAACGUAUGGAACGAAACUGAAUGGGUAGGACUAGUUGACUGGAGUGAAGGGCCUUUCAUUGCUCAUUAUCAAGGAUUUUUAAUUGAUGCGUGCAACUACAACCCUUCUAAUCCUGAGGCAUGCUAUGAGUGCUUAGUUGAUUUCCCAGUAGAUGUGCUUACUCAAGAGGAUAUGAGUAACACAGGAUUUGAUCCACCAUCUAAUUCAAGUGGGACGAGAACCUCCACACUUAGAAAAGGUGCUGCCAGCUUUGUACCAAGUGCAAGAGAUGCAUACAUGAUGAGAUUAACACAUGACGAGAUUAAAGAUGUUUUCUGUCAUUCCCAAAAUUGGUUUUGGGAGAAUAAUGAUGAUGAGCCUACAAAAUUUAUGAUUCAUAAUUCACAGAAAAAUCCAAGUUCACAAAUCAGUAAUCGCAACUCUAACAAGGGCAAGAUUAAUAUUCAAGAAUCCAAGACUAAGAUGCCAAGAUUUUUGAGUGAGGAACUGGCUAUUGUACCCUACAUACCACCAGUACAAGUUCUUGAGGCUGAACCCUCUAAAAAGAGUACUUCUUCAACUAUACCGCGCUCAAUCAAAAUAAUGAAUAAGCUUACUACAUACUCCAGUUGUCAGUUACAAAUUGAGGAAAACAAAAGUGAAUCAUCUGCAACAAAUGGUAGUAAAGGGACCAAUUUUGAAGAAAAGAUUGGCAAAUACAAAGGUAUUAGAGGAAAUGGGAAAGAACUAGAACAUGCUACAGAGAAAAGGGGUCAGUUCGGACCCUAUUGA